This is a messenger RNA of Sphaerulina musiva SO2202, 1086 nucleotides long. RefSeq names its product transcription initiation factor iia small chain. The transcript is spliced from 2 exons. Gene Ontology annotation, biological process: RNA polymerase II preinitiation complex assembly; transcription initiation at RNA polymerase II promoter. Gene Ontology annotation, cellular component: transcription factor TFIIA complex. Lineage: Eukaryota; Fungi; Ascomycota; Dothideomycetes; Mycosphaerellales; Mycosphaerellaceae. Gene Ontology annotation, molecular function: TBP-class protein binding; RNA polymerase II general transcription initiation factor activity. The record is from RefSeq and is a predicted model, not a curated record. Bases 233 to 544 code for a protein of 103 amino acids.
CUUCAAUCUCUUGAUACCCCAGACACCUCUCCAGCAACACUCGCUCGAGGUGCUCUCACCGCAUAUUACUCGCAUCGUCUCGCACCGUUGAGGAGCGAUCGGUAUCAUGGCGCAGACUGCAGCGCAACUGGGCUACUAUGAGCUCUACAGAGGCACUUCGUAUGCGCCUCCCUUGCCAUGUCACUCCCGCAGGUAGAGAGAGAGGUAGAGAGGUAAGAGGAACUGUACGCUAAUGACAUCUUAUGCGCGCAGCAUCGGCCUCGCUCUCGCCGACACGCUCGACGACCUGAUCAGUUCUCGGCGCAUCGAACCUCAGCUUGCUAUGCGCAUCAUGGCCAACUUCGAUCAGCACAUUGCCACUGUACUCGGCGACAAAGUCAAAGCUCGCAUGACAUUCAAGGGACAUCUUGACGUCUAUCGAUUCUGCGACGAAGUGUGGACGUUUGUGAUCAAGGACGUGAAAUUCAAAAUGGAUAAUGCCCAUCAGAUGGACGCGGAGAAGGUCAAGAUUGUAGCAUGUCAGUCCAAGGACAAAGCUCCUUAGUAGCAAGCUGUGGAGAGGACGGGUUCGGCGAGGCGAGCAAGGUGGAGGAUACCCCAGUCCAGCACGACCAAGAAGAAGAAGAAGAAGAAUAAGAAGGAUGCUCUGCUCCGCUCACGAAGAGAGGAGAAGCGCGCCAGAGGUUUGCUCCAAGACAACACUGAGGCCGAGAGGACUCGUGACUGAUUCAGGUUCGCCGUCACGAUUAAUGGUACUCACACAGGCGCAAGGGUUCGGCCAACGAGAACGAGGUUCUACGCGUGAGAGCCAGCAGUGAAACGUGGAGAGCGAUUCCAGAACUGUUAUGGCUUGCCCUUAAUCAGACACAUAUUGAUGAUGAGAUGAGUAGAUGAGUGGUCUUGCAUACAGGUACCGAGGUUACAGUAUCAUAAUGCAAUUGGCAUAUGACAUGGAUUCAGCAGCUUCAUCAAUGAGGAUACAUGGUAAGCAGCACUAGAAUUCGAAGAAGAAGUAUAAGAAUCUAGCAUCUAUUGUCUACGUUGGUUAUAUCAUGGCUGGUAUUCUUCAAUUGUACUUGAUUAGGG